Molecule: messenger RNA, 4069 nt
Organism: Haliotis rufescens (red abalone)
Lineage: Eukaryota; Metazoa; Mollusca; Gastropoda; Lepetellida; Haliotidae
Product: receptor-type tyrosine-protein phosphatase alpha-like
Exons: 28
Coding region: 182-3463 (1093 amino acids)
Biological process (GO): protein dephosphorylation
Molecular function (GO): protein tyrosine phosphatase activity
Source: RefSeq, a predicted model, not a curated record
AGCACGACUUGCUGUAGAUGGUAGAGCCACCACAGAUGCCAGGAGCUCGCCACUAACAUGUGCCCAUACAGGCAAUCAGACAGAGCCCACCUGGACUGUGAACCUGAACACAUCACGUCCAGAAAAGAUACAACACAUCAGACUCUAUCUACGUGACGACCUUCAAACCAGAAGUAACGGCAUGGAGAUACUUGUGGGCAGCCAGAUGUGCUACAACUGGUCAUCAACUGAACACCCUCCUCCUAUAGCUAACGUCUCCUGCCGUCAGCCACUGACAGGAACCAACGUCACUAUACGGGUACCUGGUCCCAGGAAAUUCCUGACUUUGUGUGAAGUGCAGAUAUUUGUUUGCAGUGAUGGAUGGUUUUCUGAAGAUUGUGAUAAACAGUGCCGAUGCCUUAACAGUACUGAUAUAUGUGACAAGAUCACUGGUCACUGUUCUAGUGGAUGUUUCCCAGGAUAUAAUGGUACCGACUGCCAAACAGCAUGUCCAAAUGGCACCUAUGGUAUCAACUGCUCAUCAGAGUGUGGAAACUGCCUCGAUGGUGAUGUCUGUAAUGUGACCACGGGAACCUGUCCUAGAGGAUGCGCAGCAGGAUGGAUGAACGGCACUUGUCUACAAGCCUGUGCAGAUGGUUCCUAUGGUAGCAACUGCCCAUCACAGUGUGGAAACUGUCUAGAUGAUGACAUCUGUGACAAGACAAACGGAGCGUGUCCUAGAGGAUGUGCAGCAGGGUGGAUAAAUGACACCACAUGUCUACAAGCAUGUCCAAAUGGCACCUAUGGUAUCAACUGCUUAUCACAGUGUGGGAACUGCCUCGAUGGUGACGUCUGUAAUAGGACCACUGGAACCUGUCCUAGAGGAUGCGCAGCAGGAUGGAUGAACGGCACAUGUCUACAAGCCUGUCCAGAUGGUUCCUAUGGUAGCAACUGCCCAUCACAGUGUGGAAACUGCCUAGAUGAUGACAUCUGUGACAAGACAAACGGAAUCUGCCCUGGAGGAUGUGCAGCAGGGUGGAUGAAUGACACCACAUGUCAACAAGCAUGUCCAGAUGGUUCCUAUGGUAGCAACUGCUCAUCGCAGUGUGGAAUCUGCAUCGACGGUGACGUCUGUAACAGGACCACGGGCACCUGUCCUAGAGGAUGUGCAGCAGGAUGGAAGAAUGACACCACAUGUCUUCAAGCAUGUCCAGAUGGUUCCUAUGGUAGCAACUGUGAAUCCCAGUGUGGUAACUGCCUCGAUGGUGACAUCUGUGACAAAACAAAGGGAACCUGCCCAACAGGUUGUGCAGCAGGAUGGCAGAGUGACGCCACAUGUCUAAAUGCGUGUCCAAAUGGCUACCACGGUAGCAACUGUGUGUCGGAGUGUGGAAACUGCCUAGAGGGUGUCAGCUGUGACAAGACAAACGGAACGUGUCCUGGAGGAUGUGCAGCAGGAUGGGAGAGUGACGACAAAAUGUUAUGUUUUCAACCUCUUGUUGGUGGAGGUUCUGUAGCAGGAAUUGUUGGAGGGACAGUUGCAGCUGUUGUAGUCAUUGCUGUUAUUGUGACCAUUGCCAUUUGCAGGAAACGGAGAAAACGGAAAGAGGAUGACUCGAGAUUGCCGGUCCCACUGGAAGUGCUUUCUAGGGCAGCAAGUAAAGAUAAACAAUCCGCGAGUAAAUCCACUCCAAAGCCACCUGCAAUGGAAGAAGACGAGGACGCCAUGUUUUCUGUUGAGGCUGAAGUAGACGGCGACAACGAUGCUGCCGCCACCUACUACAACUGGGUACCACCUCACAUGCGGCUGGACAACCUGAAACAGUGUAUAAGUGAGAAGAAGAAAAAAGCCUCAUUUGAAACCGAAUUUAAGACGAUUCCAUAUGGUGCAAGAUAUCCACAUGAUGCUGGUAAAACGACUGAGAACAAGCCGAAGAACCGAUUUCUUGCUCUAUAUGCGUAUGAUGAGUCGAGGGUUGUGCUGGCGGAAGGAGAGGAUUACAUUAAUGCCAAUUAUAUCAUGGGAUAUGAUGAUACUCCAAAGUAUAUAGCAACACAAGGACCCAAACCGGGGACAGUCACUGACUUCUGGCGGAUGGUGUGGCAGGAGGACGUCACACAGAUAGUCAUUCUGACCAGGCUGAUGGAGAUGAACAAGAAAAAGUGUGAACGAUAUUGGCCAGGUAGGGCCAAAACUGAAAUCUACGGAGCCUGUAAAGUUACGAACAAAACUGUGACAGCUAGGUCGGACUACACAGUCUCCACGUUUCUGGUCCAAAACUCCGGCAUCGAGAGGACUGUGACUCAUUACCACUUCACGUCUUGGCCUGACCAUGGUGUUCCUUCUGCCCCUGCCCUCGUCAACUUCUGGAGACUGGUCAAACAGGGGGACAUGGACAGGGGUCCUAUGGUGGUGCACUGCAGCGCUGGUGUUGGCCGAACAGGAGCUUUCCUUGCCCUGGACUACCUGAUUGAUGAAGCUGAAAGUAACCACAGAGUCAAUGUAUUCAUGUGUGUCAGCAAGAUGAGACAGAACAGGAUGAACAUGGUUCAGACAGUGAGCCAGUACGAGUUUGUGCAUGAUGUGGUCCUGGAGGCUCUCAAUAGUCGAGGGACACACUACACUCUGUUGUCUGAGUUUGACAAAACGUUUGGUAUUGGUGAAACGUUUACAACACCCCAAGAGGAUAAUCUGAAAGAGCAAUUUGAAUUACUCCAAGAACAAACAUCUGACCUCGAAGAAGAUAUAAACUCACAAGCACUGCUUCCAGAGAACUCGGGCAAAAAUAGGAACCGGCAUGUUCUCCCGGGAAACAAAUCCAGGCCCUACCUGUGUACUCCAGUUCAGGGUCGGAAUGACUACAUCAAUGCAGUGUUUUUGCCAUCCAUCCUUCGACCAUCGACUAUGAUAGUCACCCAGACCCCCCUGCCAGACACUGUAGUGGACUUCUGGAGACUGGUGUACGACCAUGACUGCUUUACAGUUGUCUGCCUGGAUGACUCUCAGGAGACAGAUGAACUGUACCCGAAAGACAAUAACGUGUUACAAAGUGGACCAUUCAGUGUGAUACACGUGGAAACCAAUUCAAAUGGAGCAUUCCAUACAGAGAGACAGUUGACGCUUGUACAUGACAAGGAGGACAGCGAGCUGUCAGUCACAGUGUUCCGCCUCCGAUCCCAGGACAUGAUGUCCAGUACCGAAUCACUCAUGGAGCUGAUCAACGUGGUGGACACAAUCAUCAGCUCUGACGACCAUAAGAUCCUCAUCCACUGCCAUGACGGUGCUGUCGUGAGCGGCGUGUUCUGCAGUGUCCUGAACAUCAUCAGCAGACUGAGGCUGGACAGAGACGUGGACAUCUUCCUCACCAUCAGGGAACUGCAGCGUAUCAGACCUCAGUUUAUUCGGUCCUUUGAUCAGUACAAGCUGUGCUAUAACAUGGUGAAGGAAUAUAACCGUGCUUCCAACAUCUACGCCAAUCUGUGACACCGAAACAACAACUAAAUAAUCUACACAGAUGUGCUGCACAUAUAGUGUCGGAAUUAUUCUUUUGAAAAAAGUUCAUGGUCUUCGAACACAUAUUCCAGAAACUGAAUUUGUCUGACAUAUCAGUGAUUGACCUGUAACCAAUUCUAGUGACGUUAAAAACAUGUUAAGUGAACGUCAUGAGGGAUUACACAUUAGCGGAAUGUCAGUUUAUACCGGCAAGUUACUAUACUGAUUCAAAAAACACCGACAGUGAUUUACCAUUAUUUCAUUCAUAAGCAUAAUUUUUUUAUCAUUUCCAAUCGUCAAUUUUCAAAAUAUUGAAAUAUCAUAUAUACUAUGAAGAUUUACAUUAUUUUGCCUGCGAUGCAUGUUACUUUCUUCAGACACGACAAACUUUGCAACGGUAAAUGAAUGACUAAAUGUGUUGAAAUGGUUACAUGGUCAGUGAUAUUUUUCCGCAAGGGAUGAAAGUUUGUCGAUGUUUAGUUUACAUUAUUGUCAAUCUUUUUCUUCAAUUUAUAAUGUCUCCAUCAACUUAAUUCAAACAAUUUUUAAUAAUCCAUAAUUGUACUGUAAAUUGCUUUGUCUAAAACAAUAUUUGAA